UUCGGUUCGUGUUGACUAACACCAUAGAUAAUACCAACACCCGCUCUGGGGGUGUUGGCAUUGAUUAACGUGAUGUUGAUUGCUUUAUUUGUUUUCUCCAUUCAUAAAACCCGGUUAUGCGUUUGUCCGGUUCUACAAUAGUGGGGUCUUUGAUGAAGCCCCUAUACAAAAGGAGGAAAAGCUGCUAAAUCGUAGGGGGAAGCCGUACCUUGACUUGCUGCGCGCUUCGUGUUCGUUUUCCUCCUUCAGCAGCAGUCAUGGACACAAACGCAAAGAUGCGUGAUCUCCUGGCAGAUAUAUCGAAGUUCAACGCGCAGACAACCGGUAGGGACAAAUUUUUUCGGCUCCUGCAGUACAGUAGUCGGUUCUUAUGGUACUGGCUGCAGAAAACAUCAAAUCGUAGGGACACUGUGGCCCGCCUUCAGAAUCUGGAGGUGACAUUCAGCUCGGGACGAAGGCUGCUGCGGCUCGGACGCUUUGUGGAUGCACUUCAUGGUGCAACCCGCACAAUCAACCUUCCGGAUGUGUCCCUGCGCCUCAGCCUGACCAUGGCCCGCAUUGGCAACGCUUUUUACAUUUUAACGGACAACCUAGUUUGGCUUCACCAAGUUGGCUUGCUGACAUUGCACCGGGAUGCCUGGAGCCGCACAAGCAAUAAGUUUUGGCUGCUGGCCAUCGUGGCCGCGCUCAUACGCGAUCUGAUUGAGCUGUACCAGAUACUGCCCAUGCUCUUGGCUGUACCAUCCAAGGGCAACAACCUGAGGAGCUCGCUUCGCAUCCUGUGGGCCUCGGCGAGCUUCCACAAGGCACUUCUGCUUGACCUGGUCAAGAAUUUUGCAGACCUGUGGAUACCUUACACAGCGCUGGGCCAUGCCAGACUUGAACCGGGGACAGUUGGGCUGCUAGGUGUUAUCUCAAGUGCAGCUGCUAUUUUGCCCAUGCUGGAUUCAACAUUUUCACUCAUCCCAGUGUGAAGUGUGCAUGUGGUGACAUUUAUUUGCUCCUACAGAUGAAAGAAAAUAGUGGUUGCAGUUUGCUGAGUGGAACAUUUUCUGAAGAUGUUGAACUUUGGGACGUAACUCGCUGUCACGAAUUGCAAUUUUGUGAAUGCGAAACGGCAACUACUCCUUUGUGGCACUAUCUUCAGAAAUCAGGAACAGUGUAAAAAUAGGAAGUUCACCUGCUUUCCUUAAGGUACGCAAUCAUUAAUGUUACAUUUUAGCUUUGCUCAUUCAUUAGCACCGUCAGAUAGAAUAAAAUUGUGAAUGUUAAGCUACAGAAAUCGUAUGUUUGCUAGCAUUAUCAAUAAAGAUUCCUUCUCUUGCUUGUGUUGCUAGUUAGCCACAAGGACACAUCGUUUGAAUUUUUAUCCCGACCACACUGUGAUUGAAAAAUUUAUUUUGAACAUUUGAAAUAUCUACAUCGAGCAUAGGUAUCUGCUUUUCACAUACAUAUUCAAAAGUCGCAAAAGCAUAAUACUUUUGCUAGGUUGCAGAAACACAAAUUUUUGUAUUUUUGAAAUUCCAACGUAUCUGUAGUCUCAUCCUUGUAUGAUAUUUGUUCCUCUGCCUUACCAUCCAAAAUAGGUCUCUAGCAUAAAAUACUUUCAUGCUAUAGUAGACAGGGCAUGAAAUAUACCUAUAGUACACACAACAUACACAGGGACAGGAACAGUCCUUUGUAAUUGUACUUGUAUUGCAUGCUCGAUCUUCUAUUGCAUCAAAGCACCAACUUUAUCUGCGUGUUUGUUACAAAAUACAUUUUUUCUGAAGUGUAA
This is a messenger RNA of Dermacentor albipictus, 1777 nucleotides long. RefSeq names its product peroxin 11 (gene Pex11ab). Lineage: Eukaryota; Metazoa; Arthropoda; Arachnida; Ixodida; Ixodidae. Gene Ontology annotation, cellular component: peroxisomal membrane. Gene Ontology annotation, biological process: peroxisome fission. The record is from RefSeq and is a predicted model, not a curated record.